Molecule: messenger RNA, 1227 nt
Organism: Durusdinium trenchii
Lineage: Eukaryota; Dinophyceae; Suessiales; Symbiodiniaceae
Source: the annotation of a GenBank genome assembly
AUGUCAGCUGCUGCACAAAGCCGAAGAAGGAAGGAUCAGGCGUCCGCCACAAAUUCCGUAGCACGGAGCCGAUGCGCGGGGAUAACAGACCAAGCUGACAUGAGGAUCGUGUCUUGCGAGUGCACUGACGCCAAAACCUGGUCUCAGAGGGAGGACACCUUCGGGAAGAAGCAGGAUGUGGAUGACAUCUCCGAGAUGUUCGAGGGUGAUUUGCUGAAUCGCUCUGGUGACUUGUAUUCUGGGUUCGAAGUCGGUGUGAAUCGGCUUGGAGUCUGUGGUAGCUGGGAGCCACAAAAGGGAUACUUCCAAGGCCAAGCUGGCAAAGCGUGGACCCAAGCUGCCCUCUCCACCACCAACGGGGGGUUGGGCCUCCGCCACGCAUCCGUGCAUGCGCCUGCCGGGUAUGCAGCCAGUGUUGUAGCCACUCAUGGCCUUUGCCGGCUUCUUGACCCAACCUACGACAGUUACGACAGCGCUGCACCCACCGAGGCGAUCCAAGCCCUCAACCAUGUGCUGCCAGUAAGUGACCACGUCCCCAUCCCAGUGCCGCCAACCCUUCGGCAACGGCAGUUGUCAGAGGCGCUGGACAAGGUCGUGAUUGCCAAGCUGGCGGCACCUGUGCCCGGGCGGGAAGCUUUCCGUGCCCACUUUGAAGUCUUGCAAUUGUACCUUGCCCCUUGUGUGAUGGCGUGGCGGAUUGCUUCGGCGACCAUGCCCGGGUCUAGAGCCCGUGUGGCGGUGAUCGCACCAAGCGACACCACGCCCUUCGAGCCAUCCUUGCAGCUCGUGCCAAAGCGGCCGGCUUUCACACCGAGGUCGAGAAGCCAACCUCGCCCGGAGGAUGGUGGUGCCAGCGAAGAUGGGGCCCGUGCCACCAAUGGGCGGCGCCCUGCUGAUGUCUGGGUCGGUAAUUGUGGAUUGCUGGGACCAGCGGCUUUUGACUUGGCCGUCACUUCGGGUUUGCGCUCCGGGCACCUGCCCUCCACUGUUGCAGAUGGUCGGCGUGCAGUGUCCGACUAUGAAGGCUUGCAGUUCUUGCCCCUGGUUGCGGAAGCUUGCAGCGGGGGAUGGGGCCCCACGGCGUUGAAAACAUGGAAAGAACUUUCGGUUGCUUUGGCGGCCCGAAACAAUGAAGCUGCUAGCGUGGAACACGACCGUUUGCUCCAAUCGCUGGCGGUGGCCCUCCAGCGGGAGAAUGCCCGGGCCGCCCUUCGACGCAUUGAGUGA